AUGGUGAUAAAAGACUUUGAAAAACUCACGAGAUUUUGGUUAGAAAAUUACAUUGAAUUUCCAUCCUUGAAACAGUUGGAGAUAGAGCAAUGCCCUCAAUUCAAGGCAUUCCUCUUGACAAACAUAAGCACCGACUUAGAGGACAUUCCACCUUUCUUCAAUGAAAAGGUUGCAUUACCAAGCUUAGAGGAACUGGUAAUUUCUGGCAUGGAUAACUUGAAGAUGAUGUGGAACUACCAACUUUCUGAGCAUUCUUUUCAAAAACUAAAAUUAAUGAAAAUCAAGAACUGUGAUAACUUAUUGACUAUUUUUCCUUCUAAUAUCUGUGAAAGGUUUUGGCAGUUAGAAUCACUAACAGUUACUGCUGGUGGUUGAUUUAUGGAGAUAU
Molecule: messenger RNA, 388 nt
Organism: Pistacia vera
Lineage: Eukaryota; Viridiplantae; Streptophyta; Magnoliopsida; Sapindales; Anacardiaceae
Exons: 2
Coding region: 1-375 (124 amino acids)
Source: RefSeq, a predicted model, not a curated record